AGGGGAUUUUGUUAUCAAGUAAAGCUGAGAGAAGCAUUUCCUAUGCCUCUUCCAUUCCAUAGUUUAAACUCGUCCGGUUUCUAUACUUGUUGAUACUUUGGAUUGUCGUACAGUCGUAGCCAAAUGUAAACAAUAAUAACUACAGGCAAUCGUUUCAAGUUUCAUCGGCGUUCAGUUUUACCGCCGACUUUGUUGCUAUCGGUUGACCAGUGAAGUUUGAUUGAAUGUGAUAAAUCCUUGUUUGAAUCAAAUUCGCAGUAUUCAAUACAAAAUAUGUGGGUUUCGCAAACAAUAACAUAUUUUUAAAUUUUAUGGCCGUUGUAUUUUAAAAGUUAACCAUGCAAAAAACUAAAGAACAAGCUGAUCUCAACACAAAAUUGAUAAAGUCUCAGCUUUCUACGAAAGAUCGUAAUCACGAGCAGGAAAUAAAAGCGUUGAUUUCCAAGGUUAGCAAUCAGAUCGACAAAAAAGAUUUAAAACCACAAGCUAAACUAAUAAAAUCCAGGAAGAAAAAAGACCAACGUUCAAUGACUUUCCGGAAUAUGAAACAAACUGAAUCUACUAAACCGAAAGAGAAUAUCGCUAGUAGAGUAAAUGUUCGUCCGCAGAUUUCAAACAUUCCAAAGUCUCAAUCCGAAAAUAAGUCGGAUAAUAAAAAAGGGUGCCAAAGCAAAGACCGAUCAAACUCCUCAAAGGAGCAUAUUACAUGCUUUUUUACAUUAAUCAGGCAAUCUCUUGGUAAUGAUAUAAAAAUGCCAACUUGUGUAAUAUGCUGUAAGUCUUUCCAGUCAGACAGUGCCUGUAAUCAACACAUGUCCGUAUGUGCAGCUAAGUGUCCGACUGAAACUGUUAACCGGCAGGUGUUCCAGCUAAAGACCAUUAACAUUCAUGGUUUUAUCACGAAGCUGUUGUUGUACAACAAGUCGACGGUGCCUUUAAUUCUACAUACUAUGCAUAUCAUCGGUAGAAAUAAUACUGCGAUUCCAGCCUUUGACAGUCAAUCAGUAUUACGAAUGGUGCCCGGUUAUUGCUUUGAUGCAGAAGUUGAUCUCAAACUCUUGGUCAAAGAUACGAACGAUACCCUUGAAUGGAAUUUAGCAAUCGUACUAGUAGCUGUUCCAAUAGGAAGCGAAAAAACCGUGGUGGCGGAAGUGUUUCACCUAAAAAUCAGUCCAAUCACCAAAAGAACUCCGCUAGUUUUAAAACGCCUUCCAGAAAGUGAGCCCUGUCCCUACGUCCAGAAUGUAUAUGAUUGCAAAUUUAAUAAAAAAGCUGUCAGUGGUUUGCAAGAAUCGAAAAUUUUGUCCAUAUUGGAUGAUGCUAAGAAUAUGAAUUCGCUCACCAGCGCUCACUAUAAAAAUCAGCUGAAACUUUUGAACCAGAUAGAGGACAUACAUUUGCGAUCUGAGUUUCGCCAAUACACAAUAAUAAAUCCAGUAAUAAAUCAUCGUUCCAAGUUAUACUACACAAUUUCGAUUAAACAAUUUUCAACGCGACCAUCCUUACUUAAAGAGGACGUUGAGGUUAUUGUGUAUAUCGAAGGAAAAAAGCGCGAGCAAAAGUUUUACGGUAUAGUGGAUCGAGUGGAUUCGGCUACCGUACUUUUAUUGAUGAAUAAAGGGUUCCAAACGGAUAAAGUAGUGAAAAUACGCUUUGUUGACGAUAGAACUACUUUUAAAUUGGAAUACAAAGCACUGGCCAUGAUGGACCAGAAUGUAAUUGAUUGUAUGAUGUUUCCACAGCCAGUUGCUGUAACCGACAGGAUUGAAGAGUAUUCAAGUUUCAAUUGGUUCCGUCAAACCAUAACUUCCAAUGAAGAACAGAUGACGGCGGUACGCAACAUUGUUAAUCGGACUGCUUUUCCAGCCCCUUAUAUCCUGUUGGGCCCGCCAGGAACUGGAAAAACAUCCACGCUGGUCGAAGCUAUAGCUCAAAUUUAUAAACUUUGUCCCCACAAGAACAUAUUAGCAACGGCAACAUCAAACUUCGCCGCAAAUGAACUUACCGAUCGCUUGUUAAGCUUUGUACCUGCUACAAAAAUAUUUCGAUUUUUCUCAAAAACUGCCUUCCGGCAGAUUGAUAGUAUAAAACCGAAUGUGCUGCGUGUGUCCAACUUUAGUGGCAAUACUUACGAAAUGCCAUGCUACGAAGACAUUUAUGAUAAUCGUGUGGUAGUUUGUACUCUGACUACUGCUGGUAGGUUAGUGCAGGCUAACAUUUCUACGGAGCAUUUCAGCUACAUAUUUAUAGAUGAAUGUGGCAGUGCUAAAGAAAUUUCAGCUUUAAUACCGAUCAUUAAUAUUGGUACUGUCCAAAGCACCAUCAAAGCGAGUGUUAUACUAUCCGGUGAUCCUCGUCAGCUUGGUCCAGUAAUUCAGUACGAUAGCCUCAAUAACACUACACACAGUAUGUCAAUGCUAGAACGAAUGGCAGAGCUGGAUUGCUACAAACCAGAUCCUACAACUGGCCAAUAUAACAAUCUACUUAUAACGCAGCUUCGUAACAACUAUCGCUCCCAUCAAUCACUGCUGCAAUUUGCAAAUGAAGCAUUCUACGCCGGUCAACUGCGAGCAAAAGCACUCCCAAAGCUUACAAACUGGGCUAUCGGUUGGCAUUUCCUUCCGAAUCGGAAUUUUCCAAUGCUCUUUCAUCCGAUUCGCGGUGAAACUAAAACAUCGGAAGGUUCAUUUAGCUUGUAUAACCCGACUGAAAUUGAUCAAGUAGUUUUCUACGUACGGGAGUUACUGAACAAUGGAAUUAAUAAUAAAGCUGUUCAGCAGCAACAAAUCGGUGUCAUAUCUCCCUAUGCUCGUCAGGUUUAUGAAUUCAAAGAAGUGUUUGCCCAGCUAAAAUGGAACGACAUCGAAGUAGGUUCGACGGAGCAGUAUCAAGGUCGUGAAAAGGAUAUUAUAAUCAUUUCCACAGUUCGAUCGAACUGUUCGCACGUCGGUUUUCUGGCAAAUACCAAACGACUUAACGUAACUGUUACAAGAGCCCGAGCACUGAUGAUCAUCGUUGGGGAUAUGGUGACCUUAGAACGUAAUAAACCUUGGAAACAACUAAUAGCGUACUGCAAACGAAAUGGCAGUAUAGUAUGGAAGAAAGCUAAACCUAAAGCAUUGAAACUGGGGACACCUGCCAACAAACAUAUUAUACCACGACUUCCUGAAAGAAGCUGCAAUUACGACUUGGAAGAAAUAACUCGUACAAUAAAAUCUAUGGUUUUACAGACCUUCGAAAAUUUACAGACAAAUCAAACAUUAAAGAGUGAUAACCCUAUGUGAUGUUAUCGUUUAAGGACAUUUAUGUGAUCAUCGACGCUUACUCAACACUGGAAUUUGAGUCAAUGUUCAAUGUGUGAAAAAAGAUUCUUGUUUGGAAGGAAUAAAAAUCAAAGUGUGUUAUGUUAUUUGUAAUGUUUUAAAUUUCCUAAAGUAAAAACGUGGAGCGUGCAGGGUUUACAACAGCGGAAGAAAUUAUGUGUACAUGAUGUACAUGAGUUUUGUGAUUGGCUCAGACACGAAUACAUUUAUGUAGUGCG
This is a messenger RNA of Wyeomyia smithii (pitcher-plant mosquito), 3541 nucleotides long. Its product is annotated as putative helicase mov-10-B.1. NCBI's taxonomy places the organism in Eukaryota, Metazoa, Arthropoda, Insecta, Diptera, Culicidae. Gene Ontology annotation, molecular function: 5'-3' RNA helicase activity; RNA binding. Gene Ontology annotation, cellular component: cytosol; P granule. The record is from RefSeq and is a predicted model, not a curated record. The transcript has 6 exons. Gene Ontology annotation, biological process: regulatory ncRNA-mediated post-transcriptional gene silencing. Bases 339 to 3284 code for a protein of 981 amino acids.